AUGAGUAGUUCAGAAGAGGUGUCCUGGAUCAGCUGGUUCUGUGGAUUAAGAGGCAAUGAAUUCUUCUGUGAGGUAGAUGAAGAUUACAUUCAAGAUAAAUUCAACUUGACUGGACUGAAUGAACAGGUUCCACAUUAUAGACAGGCACUGGAUAUGAUUCUGGAUCUAGAGCCUGAUGAGGAACUAGAAGAUAAUCCCAAUCAGAGUGAUCUCAUUGAACAAGCUGCAGAGAUGCUUUAUGGGCUGAUCCACGCUCGCUAUAUAUUGACUAACCGCGGUAUUGCCCAAAUGUUGGAGAAGUAUCAGCAGGGAGACUUUGGCUAUUGUCCCCGUGUUUACUGUGAGAACCAGCCCAUGCUGCCAAUCGGUCUCUCCGACAUUCCCGGUGAAGCUAUGGUAAAGCUGUAUUGCCCCAAAUGUAUGGACGUUUACACCCCCAAGUCCUCCCGCCAUCAUCACACAGAUGGAGCAUAUUUUGGCACUGGGUUCCCUCAUAUGCUCUUUAUGGUUCACCCAGAGUAUCGACCCAAGAGACCUGCCAAUCAGUUUGUUCCUAGGUUAUAUGGCUUCAAAAUCCACCCAAUGGCAUACCAGCUUCAGCUUCAGGCAGCCAGUAACUUCAAAAGUCCUGUGAAGACCAUGCGUUGA
Staurois parvus is the source of this 648-nucleotide messenger RNA. NCBI's taxonomy places the organism in Eukaryota, Metazoa, Chordata, Amphibia, Anura, Ranidae. The record is from the annotation of a GenBank genome assembly.